Paramecium tetraurelia is the source of this 1440-nucleotide messenger RNA. RefSeq lists its product as uncharacterized. The transcript is spliced from 4 exons. Lineage: Eukaryota; Ciliophora; Oligohymenophorea; Peniculida; Parameciidae. Gene Ontology annotation, molecular function: protein binding. The record is from RefSeq and is a predicted model, not a curated record.
AUGCAAUAAAAUAAUUCACCGCCCUCUACUGCUUCAUUUGUGCUCGAGAAACUCAAACACUACAGAAAAUCUCACAUGUCCUUUGCACUCCGCAAUCUUCUCAGCACAAGCUCCAACAAAUCAAAGACAACUACUAAACCGUUUAUGAAGUUAUUUUCCUCCUCCAAUUGCAAUUCUCCACUCCCCAAAGAUAUAUCUCUAUUCGAACGCACCCAGGAUUAAACUGUAAAACAACUGGAUCUCAGUAAUAUGCAUGAAUUCGAAUACAAAAUGACUCCGCAAUCCCAACUCAACUCAUUUAGCAGAGACUUAAAGCUUGCCCCCUUCAUAAGUGCCAAAAGAUACAAUAAAUUGGACAAGCGAUACAAUAUUAUACUUUACUUUGAAGAGAAUUCCAUCCAGUUUCAAGAGCUAAUAAGAAGAAAAGAUGCUGAGAAAAUGAUACAUUUAUUUUAGAAGCCUAUGUUCAUAGCACAAGAACAAAAUUUAAUAGAGUUGUUUUCACUUAUGAUCUAUUUAUUAGCUUAGUUCUUUUUUGAUUGCUAAGAAUACUCAAAGGCUACAUAUUUCUUAAAGGAUUGCUUCACUUUAUCGAAUCUAUCUCGGAACCCUAAAUUGAAAGUUAAUUCUUUACUAUCUAUGGCCAUAUGCGCUAAAUAGUAAACUAUUUUAUAUUAAUAGAUUAUUUUGAUUCAAAAAGCUUUGAUGUAUUCAUGGGCCUAUUACUAUCACGAUGAAGAGAUUCAGUGUUAUGAUGCAAUGGGAUUGGCAUAUUUCUAUUAAGGUAACAUAGAGCGAGCAGAGUUCUAUCAUUAGAAAUGGUCGAGUGGGUUUUUGGAGGAACCAUCAUCGUAUUACAGAGUAACAGCUUUAGAGUUUAUCUAAAUGUUUGAAAGAACCUUGCCUACAAAAGCAGUAGACUUUAUGUCAUCAAUACAAGGGUCCAUUAGUGUUCCUUUUGUGAAUAUUGCUACUGGCAGAUAUUAUGAUGAUCGGAGAUUCAUCAAGUAUAACAAUUGCAAUCCUCUAGAGAUUAUCUACUCCAUCACUAAAACAAAGGAAUUUAUGGAAUUUAAUCUGAUUCAUCACGAGUAGACUUUGGUGGUGAAUCAACAAACAAAAAAGCAACCAAAACUACCAAAAAGAAUUUUGGAGAUUACUGAGAAAUACCAUAAGAACAAGGACUUGUACUCCUUCAAUCAUAAGAUUAUGGAGAAUCCUAAAUAUAAAUUGUCUCUUUAAUAGCAAGUAGAUUUCAGAAUGACUCAAUCAUUUUCCAUCUAGGAAAUCAAUUCGAACGUUAAGAAGUUUAUAUCAUCAUAAAGGGAACCCUUCAUGAAGGCUUAGCAGAUAUAUAUCAGAGCAAAUAACAAAUAAAAGGAAUUCAUCCCCGCAGUUAUCAUGAGAUAUCAAAAAAUGCUCAUCUAAAUACUAAAAUGA